Molecule: messenger RNA, 678 nt
Organism: Echinostoma caproni
Lineage: Eukaryota; Metazoa; Platyhelminthes; Trematoda; Plagiorchiida; Echinostomatidae
Source: the annotation of a GenBank genome assembly
CUUCAGUCUGUCCGCGUCGAACUGAAAGCACCCGGUGAGACAGAUACAAACCAUGUGACCGAGGCUUGUACCGUGUUACUGGAUCAGACGCUGUACGAUCUAGUCGAGGGGGAUGCUGUGUGGUCGAUCGAUCGUGAAACUCAUGUUGCCAGUUCCUCGAGCGCCACUACCGCCCUGUGUAUCCGGCACGAUGUGGACGGGGUUGUAUGGCUUCCACACCAUCUGAACGAACCCGCUCCACACACGAGUGCAUCCAAGACGAAGAAACGCACCGAUCGGACUAACCCCACAUGCCCUUGGCUGCAUACAUGCACGUUACAAGCUUUCGGCUACGUCCUAGCAAGCAAAAGAGAUCAUCGAUUUGUGUCCGCCCCACUACUAACACCUCCCACUCCCCUACCAUUUGUUGCGGUAGCCGAUGCAUCGAAGAGGAUCUACGUGUAUCGUCAACCGUUGGACACCAGCGAUUUUCCCAGUGGGGAUACUGAGCUUCGUCGUCGUAAGGUUGCCAAGACAGAUCAACCCAUUCCCGAAGGUGUCGUGCAUGUCGCCUGGCAACAUGUGAUCUGUUUGCCCGACAAUGAACCGAUUAUCGGAUUUGUGGCUUUGUCUAAACCGUAUCCCGCAUGUGUGGCGUGUACGCAAAACAAUUUGUAUCUGCUCUCGUUACUUGGCUAG